This is a messenger RNA of Procambarus clarkii (red swamp crayfish), 756 nucleotides long. RefSeq lists its product as uncharacterized. The record is from RefSeq and is a predicted model, not a curated record. NCBI's taxonomy places the organism in Eukaryota, Metazoa, Arthropoda, Malacostraca, Decapoda, Cambaridae.
AGCGGGCAGGUGGCUGCUCGAUCUGGGGACCUUGCACUCCUGCUGGGGAGGGUCUGAAAGCAGUAUAAAGCUGCCUGCUGGACGCUGCUCCUCACACAGCUUCUGCCAGCAAGAUGAAGUGCCUCCUGAUCCUCCUCUCCCUCGCCGCCCUCACAUGGGCUCAGGGGCCGCCACAGUGCCAGUGUGGUGCCUUUGUCAAUGAAGAUAUCGGAGAGAUCGAGGUGUUUCCCUUCCCGCCCAUAGACGUGGAGGGCUGUGAAGAUACAGCCGAUUGCAGCUCAACUUGUGAUGAUGAGUGGGCUUCAAUAACUAACAACGGUGACUUGGACACUGUGCUUGAAAACGGAGAGACGGUCGGACAACACAUAUGCAACGCCCUGGCCCGUCAGGGACAUGAGGAUUUCGGGCCUGGUGAAGUGUACCUGUACUACAAGCUUUGUCAAGGCCCAUGGGAGUACGACAGUGAGCAGAGUACACUGGAAGUGUGUUGUGCAGGUGGUGAAUACCAACCCUGUUAAAAACACCACCAACUCCUCCUCCCGUGGUCAAGUCUAUCUAAUAACUCACGUGAUGAACUAAACAUCUGCUUGCUGAUAACGUCGUCUGCUUCGUCAGUCGCACUCUUAGAGUUUUCAGUGAUUAAAACACAACGAAUGUUUAACCCUGCACCAAAUUGUUUUCCUUGAAAUCAACAUGCACCUCCCCGUGUUGCAUCAUGAAGUGAAAUGGUUACUCAUUAAUAAAGUUAACAUAAUA